GUUCAGGUGAAUUAAACAUAUUCAUACUUGUUGAUUCCUCUCUCCCAGGUCCCACGAGUGUCGCCCGACCUCAUGCUGACAAGUGCUGUGUCUCUUCUGUUCCAUCGUUUGUGUUUUGCUCAAAGGGCGUUAUAGCUAUUCUGACCCGUUCCACAAUGUCUUAUCCCCCACCACCAGGCUCAGGACAGCCACAUGGAGGAUUCUAUCCUCCACCACCAGAAAACGGACAAGCAUAUCCUCCUCCGCCCAUCUCACCACCAGCCAACGCCAACUACUUUCCUCCACCGCCAUCAGGACCGAGCCCUCCUCCCAACCCAGCAUUCCCUCCACCACCGAUAUCCCAGAUAUCGCAAACGCCAUCGCCUCCGCCUCUCCGACAGCCCACAGCGCAGCGACCUUAUAACUACGGCGCAGUUCCAGCGUCAGCACCCGCCCACAGAACAACAUUCGACCAUGCGGCCAUUCACCAACGUCAACCCUCCUACGAUGGCCCUCCCCCGGGCGAACCAGAAGUCGGCACUCAACAAGAGAAGACUCUCGUAUCGCCCCAGCUGCGGAAGUUGACGAAAGAGAUGGGCAACGUGAUGAAGGCGCAAACAGGACCACGCAUGCCAGGUGUGCCCGAAGGCGGUCAGUUCGUGGGUGUUCAAGCCACCAGCGCAUCAGACGACGUGGGAACUUUCAACGGCGGCUCCUACCGCAUCUCGCACCGGGACACGAACUCGAUCAUAACGAUUCAACUGGCCAUGGGCUGCCCGAUCACCGCGAAGCCUGGGGCCAUGAUCGCCAUGUCGCCGUCGGUGACACUGAAGGGAGCAUUCAAGUUCAGCAUGAAGAAGAUGCUGAUAGGUGGUGAAAUGGCUCAUUCCACGUUCACGGGACCCGGAGAGUUGCUGCUCGCUCCCAGCACGCUGGGCGAUCUGGCCAUGCUUCGACUUUCGGGCAGCGAGACCUGGAGCGUCGGCCGUGACGCCUUCCUCGCGUGCACGCAGGGCGUCAUAAAGGAGUACAAGCACCAGAGUUUCAGCAAGGCGAUGUUCUCGGGCGAAGGGCUUUUCGUCUACAAGAUGUCCGGCACCGGUCUGCUGUGGAUGUCGUCGUUCGGGGCCAUUCUGAGAAAAGAUCUCAUCGAGGGUGAACGUUACAUCAUCGACAACGGCCACCUCGUGGCCUGGAAUUGCAAGUACGUGCUGGAACGUGUCGCGAGCGGAGGCAUCAUCUCCGGCUUGUCCAGCGGCGAAGGCCUGGUCUGCAAGUUCUCGGGCCCUGGCACCGUCUACAUGCAGACCAGGAACCCGACGGCCUUUUCAGCAUACAUGAGCGGGACGUCGUAUCGGGAAUGAGAGCGGCCGUAGUUCAGCAUCUUGAAACAGCGAGCGUCUGCAGAGCCUUUUCUGAAUUUGAAUCUGAAAAGAAACGAAGAGACAAAAAGAAAAGAGAAAUGUAGAGCCCGUUACUCCGUUUUGUGUGCUUGUGCGUCAAGUUUGGUUAUUUAGGUACUUUUCUCUUCUAUGUUGGUCGUGCAGGAAUUGCGAACCUGUCCUCCAGGACACUCGUUGAAACCAAUCUGGGAUCGUGAUAUUUCCAGCACCCUACCACACUACUGAUAUCCUCCUCUCCUCGAAAGAUGAACCCGUUUCAUGAUCUCAUGACAAAAAUACCAUCUUCAAUCUCAAUCUAAUAGGAAGCGUCGUCUCGCCUUUCCUUUCAG
Exophiala oligosperma is the source of this 1711-nucleotide messenger RNA. RefSeq lists its product as uncharacterized. The transcript has 4 exons. The record is from RefSeq and is a predicted model, not a curated record. NCBI's taxonomy places the organism in Eukaryota, Fungi, Ascomycota, Eurotiomycetes, Chaetothyriales, Herpotrichiellaceae. Bases 156 to 1343 code for a protein of 395 amino acids.